Dermacentor andersoni is the source of this 1756-nucleotide messenger RNA. NCBI's taxonomy places the organism in Eukaryota, Metazoa, Arthropoda, Arachnida, Ixodida, Ixodidae. The record is from RefSeq and is a predicted model, not a curated record.
GCCGAACAGACGAUUGCUGCUGCGUACGUCUUUCGGCCGCAUGGUGUAUGCGUUGCGGCGUAUAAAGAUGGAUUCACCUAGGAGUUGGUUGGUCGCCGCGGCUUGCUGCUGGAUAAACGUGUUCACUUUCGCCCUGAUCCGUUCGGCCGCCGUGGUGUAUGUGGCGCUGUUGCAGGCCUUCCCGGUGACCAGGCAGCGGGCGUCGUGGCCCGUCAACCUUGCUGUCGUCUGCUACUUCCUUACAGGUCCCAUUGCCGGAGUCAUGGCAAGGUACAUAUCGAUAUGGAAGCUCUCCGUGGUUGGGUGCCUCGGUGGUUCACUCGCCAUAUGCGCCUGCUCCUUCGCGCCCUCGAUGCUCUUCCUCGACGUCUUCUUAGGUAUCGUGCACGCCACUCUGCUGAAGGUACAGUCAUGGUGAAUACUGAUCUCGGAGAGCGUGAUCUAGCCAACAGGUGCCUAGAUUGCCUAACACCUGCUCAAUGUCUGCAUACUGCAUAUAGAGCUGGCAUCCACACCUUCAAGUUCUUACACAUCACCUUCCCACUUGUGAAGGCAGUCCUAUCUUAAGUUUUCUUCUUGCAUGUGAUGACAAUGAUUGGAUGCAUCUGCUUCAUUAAUCUUCUUCUAGUGCUUGGCUUCUCAGAUUUACUGGAUGGAGCUGUUGGUGUCUUGUUUUCCUCAAGCAAAGCGCGAGAUAUAGCAAUGCGUAGACCAAAUAUAGAUUUGAGAAAACCAAAACGAAUUCAGCAGUAAGAAGCUAAAUGGUUGUUUUGGUGUAGAUCAGUGGCUAAGUCCGGAUAUGAAAGAGGAGGAAGAAAAGCCUAGUCUUUCCACUUCAACACUGAGGCACAACUCCCACAAAUAAAUAGGACUCUUACUUAUUUUACUUUUUUAAGGAGAUUACCGACUUGCAUUGGCAAGUGUUCAUUUCAGCAAACACUGCAUGAAGUAAGCUUCCUGUGCAUAUUUCACCAGCUACUGCAUCAUUGUUUCACAUAAUGAGUGAAACUGCAAUUUUCUUUAUGCCACAACUUGCCCAAUUUUGUGUUUCGCAGUGGGAUGUUAGCAGUGCUAAUAAGGCACCUAAAUACUCCCAUGAAUAGUAAUACAGAGAAAAAAAAGUAAGAAAGCAGCGGCUUUUUGUGCGUAGACUAUGCAUACACCUGGUGCUCUUAUGGUCAUUUUUUCCCUAUCCGCUCAGCCAUUCUAAACAAGAAAAGUUUAUACACCAUUAGUUUAUACACAGACCACAACUGAACCACAGGUAUCGUUGGUAAGCAAAGUAUAUUUAUUCGGUGACAUUUUCUGCGGCCCUGCUAUUGAGCUUUCCUUCCUUCCUUUUCAGCCGUGCAGGUUCAUUAAGAAGUGAUGAUAGUUUGACAAUUUUAAUCAUUGAAAGACUUAGCGAAACCUUUUUCGGGUUGUUUUUUCUUGGUUUCAGACUCUGCGCAUUGCAUUUUAAGGCGUGUUUUUUGUGUUUGUUGCUUUUUCUUUAUGGGUAGGGCAUGUCAACAUUUUUUACACCAUUUCAAGUAUGUGGUGCCAUAGACUGUUCUUAGAUGAAGUCUUGCCCUUUCAUUCUGUACAAUAUGAUGUCGGUUUUUUGUGUCCAAGGCCGUUUUACAGCGUGAUUGUAGCAUUUUGCUAAGUUUUGCCUCUGUCACCCAAGCUUGAAAGAUUGCUACCCACUGGUGGUGGCAUGACACAUGUCACGUUUCUUUUUCAAUAAAAGGAAGUCUGUCACUUAUCCUGUGCA